This is a messenger RNA of Sebastes umbrosus (honeycomb rockfish), 920 nucleotides long. RefSeq names its product HAUS augmin like complex subunit 2 (gene haus2). NCBI's taxonomy places the organism in Eukaryota, Metazoa, Chordata, Actinopteri, Perciformes, Sebastidae. Gene Ontology annotation, biological process: microtubule nucleation; spindle assembly; centrosome cycle. Gene Ontology annotation, cellular component: mitotic spindle microtubule; centrosome; HAUS complex. Bases 135 to 791 code for a protein of 218 amino acids. The record is from RefSeq and is a predicted model, not a curated record. The transcript has 7 exons.
CAGCAGGGGGGGAUGUUCAGUCCCUCCAGCAGGGGGCGGUAGAGCGACAGGAAGCUGCAGUUCAACCUCACAGAAGAAGAAGAGCAGGCUCAGUUGUUGAUGUUUGAGUCGGUGGUCUGAACGGUGAGAGCAACAUGAAGCUAUUACUAAACUGUGCUUCUGUUUACUGUGAACACAAAAUGCAUCAGUGGGAUCUGUCUCCGUUCUCAGUGAGUCCAGCUGCCAGCCUGCUGGCCAGAUGUGUCUCCAGAGAGGUCGUGUCUCAGGAGGAAUUAGACUCCGCCUCCUCCAGGCUGAGCCCCGCCUUCUCCUCUCACCUGCACGAGGCUGAACAGCGAAUCAGAACGCGGAGACAGCUGGACCAGCUGCAGCUGGAGGUGGAGCUGCUGAAGAUGGAGAAGGAGAGCGCCGACGUCACGCACACAUUCUACCUCACUCGGAGGUUCCAGGUGUUGCAGAUGUUCUGCGGUCACCUGCAGGACCUCCUGAAGGACCAGAACAGUCUGAGGCAGAGACUGAUGAGACCGCUGGGUCGCACCAACCUGCCCGUCCAGGCUCACCUGCACAGGUUUGUGGUGGAUCUGGUGAAGAUGCUGCUGGACUUCAUCGAGACUCUGGAGGAGAAGCUGAACUCGGUCCGCUGCAGUCCCGCCGCCAGAGACCGCCUCGCUCAGCUGAACUCCUCUCUGGCCCAGUUACUGGCUCAUGUGGCCGAGGUGGAGAGUUUGUCCAGCCAGGUUCUCCAGAGGAAGGAAGUCCACAGCAGCAAGCAGAGUGACAGCUCCGCAUGAUGACCUUCCUCCUCUUCCUCCUCCUCCUCCUCCUCCUCCUCUCUCCUCCUCCUCUCUCCUCUCUCCUCCUCCUCCUCCUCUUCCUCUUUCACCUCCUCCUCCUCCUCCUCCUCCUCCUCCUCCUCUUCC